UUUAGUUUUCUGUGCGUGUGUGGAGUUACCGUAGGCUGGCGAGAACGGUAUUCCUAUUACCCAACAUGGCCAGCAGCCACGACGACGAGACGCACGCCGACGCGAUACAACUGCCACGAUAGUAACCAGGACAUCGAUUGCGUGUUCCAGAACGUUGCCAUCGACGGUGGCUCGAAGGAUGUCGGCUUCGGGCAUCCGGAUACACGGUACAACAACCAGCAGCGGUUGGCGUUUAAAAACUCGAUCAUGCGCACAUUCCCGCGCACGCUGCUGCAAUCGUUUCCCAGCGUCGUGCAGCUCGACCUGACGGAACUGCAGAUAGGAACGAUCGAACCGGGUGCCUUCGAUAACGGCCAGUUUGUGCGCGAGCUGCAGCUCAGCUCCAACGAUGUGGAAUGGCUUAUGCCGAACGUGUUCUAUGGGCUGCCUGCGCUGGAGUUGUUGCUGAUGAACGAGAAUAAGCUGCGUAGCUUGCCGAGGUCCGCGUUUCAGACCACGCGCAAUCUCACCGUGCUGUCGAUGGCAAACAACAGCCUGGAGUACAUCGAGGAUGGUACGUUCGAGGCGACGAAGAAGCUGCAGGAACUGAAUCUGGGCAGCAACAAGCUCACGCACGUCGACUUAUCGCUCGUGCCGAGCCUGUUCUACGUCGACGUGCGCCACAAUCUGCUCGAAGUGCUCGCGAUUUCGGAAGAAGUCGAGCAGCUGCAUGCUGCGUACAACCACAUCCAUCGAGUGGUGGGAUCGCCCAACGAGCGGUUGAUUUUCCUCAGCUUAGCGCACAAUAAUCUAACCGAAGUGCGUUGGUUAGCGCGCUAUCCCGCGCUAAACGAACUGGAUCUAUCGCACAACAUGCUGGAGGUGGUAAAGUCCGCGGACUUUGUGGCGUUGCACAACCUGUCGAAGUUGCUGUUGAACAACAACCGUCUCGUGGCGUUGGAGCUGAACCAGGGAUCGACGAUGACGCUUCCGGCGCUCCGGACGCUCGAUCUCUCGUACAACAAGCUGCUGCACGUGGAGAAGAACAAGGUGCAGUUUAGCGUGCUGGAGCAGCUGUACCUGGACCACAACGCGAUCGUGAAGCUAAAGCUGGCCGCUGAUCAUACGCUCCGGAAUCUGACGCUGGCCAGCAACGACUGGGACUGUGGCAACCUGCGAAGCGAGCUGUUGCGGAUCGUGUCCUUCACGGUGAUGCACGACAGCGACCAAAACUGUCGUCCCGAUUACCAGCUCGAGGGUGACCGAUUCUGCUGCAAGGAAAGCGACAAGCCGUACCUUGAUCGGUUGGUGCAGUUCCUGCGGCAGGACAGCAUCUUUGAGAAGCAGCGACGGGCGCAGGGUCGGUGCAGUGGUGAGGCGGCGCUUUCCGACGUGCAGGACCUUUCACGCACCAUGAACGAGUCGGGUGUGUUGCUGCAAUCAAGCCAGCAGCUGCAAACCGAACUCAACCAGCUGCAGGACGAGAUCAACCAGCUGCGUCAGAACACGGAAGCUCAGGAGCAGUUGCUGGCCGCGUUGCACGGUGAGAUUGAGGCUAACCUGCGCCGGUACCAUGUGCCGAAGGUGGGCCUUGUGUCGGCGAGCGAGAACCUGCGGAAGGUGUUCGCGCACCUGAAGGACCGGAAGGAGUUUAUGAGCCGGCAGACGAACGGGCGUCAGUCGGAGGCGGAUGCGAAGCGUGACGAAAUCGUCGCACUGGAACAAGAGAACACCGGGCUGCAGCAGGCUCUGGAUGAGAAAAAGGUGAAGCUGUCGGAGCUGAAGCAGGAGAUUGCGGCCAAGCGCAACCGGGUGAAGCAGUUGGAGGCUAAAAAGAACCAAAACCCCAACACUCGACAUAUUACGAAGUGAGGCGUGUCUCGUUGGAGCCGUUACUAUGGCAACGUAGAACCAGGGCGCGUUUGUGCGCGAGUUAGUCUAGUGUGAGCGGUGGGUUUCGUUUUGACAAAUAAAAAUGUAGCUAACA
Anopheles nili is the source of this 1966-nucleotide messenger RNA. RefSeq names its product P-granule-associated novel protein 1-like. The transcript has a single exon. Lineage: Eukaryota; Metazoa; Arthropoda; Insecta; Diptera; Culicidae. Gene Ontology annotation, molecular function: protein binding. The coding region runs from base 247 to 1851 and encodes 534 amino acids. The record is from RefSeq and is a predicted model, not a curated record.